Necator americanus (New World hookworm) is the source of this 453-nucleotide messenger RNA. RefSeq lists its product as uncharacterized. Lineage: Eukaryota; Metazoa; Nematoda; Chromadorea; Rhabditida; Ancylostomatidae. The record is from RefSeq and is a predicted model, not a curated record. The transcript is spliced from 5 exons. The coding region runs from base 1 to 453 and encodes 150 amino acids.
AUGCACCAGAGAGAUCUGUCUUUCAAAAGAGGCCUGAUGUCAGAACAUUCUUUAACAAUCGAUAGUCGGACAAUUCGGAACUCGAAAAUCAAUUGUCCAGAUAACCAUAGCAUGUCGACAGCCACCAAAAGAUGGAUAUUCAUAGGCGAACGCAAAAGGAUCCUUCUGCAAGGCCUUGCUACAAUUGGAUUGCCUGCAGAGAUGAGUACGGGAUUUGGAGCAGUGUGUUGGAGCUUCACCUUUCCAAGAGGUACUCGUGAAAAAAGCGAGACUGUGCUGAUUGGAUGGCUGCUUGCUGAUGUUAUGUUGAUCCUUCUUCCAGUGCAACACCCUUGCUGGUCUUUCUAUAGUCUUGCUGGUCUUCAGCUGAUUAGGAACCUUGUAUUCCGUCAGGUACCAUGUGGAGAACGUUGCCAAGUAAUCUUAAACGAGGUUUACCCACAUCCAACGUAA